Molecule: messenger RNA, 1020 nt
Organism: Drepanopeziza brunnea f. sp. 'multigermtubi' MB_m1
Lineage: Eukaryota; Fungi; Ascomycota; Leotiomycetes; Helotiales; Drepanopezizaceae
Biological process (GO): protein dephosphorylation
Molecular function (GO): protein serine/threonine phosphatase activity
Source: RefSeq, a predicted model, not a curated record
AUGGGGAAGGAGACUCUGCCAUUUCGAUUCGAGACCGGCGUUGCGCUGUUUGCGAAGAGGGCCCCUCGACCAUUCCCUCCACCCUUCCUCUCCCCUCCAUCGGCUUCGUUCUCCGAUGCUCUCACUACCCACGAUAGAAGUCGAGUCCGGCGUCCUCUUAUCAAUGGACAGAGGAUUCGAGGCUAUACCAACGGGGAUGAUGCAGUAUAUGCCAGCGAUCACUUCAUCGCGGCCAACGAUGGGGUAGGCGCCUGGUCCACAAGGCCUGGGGGCCACGCUGGGCUCUGGGCAAGGCUGGUUCUACAUUUCUGGGCAGUAGAAGCAGAAGCAGAUCUGAAACAGAUGCGUCCUCUGGGGCAACCAUACACCCCUACACCGAUAGAAUAUCUGCAAAGGGCUUAUGAGCAAACACUUCAAGCAACAUCGUCCCCGGACGAGUGGCAAGGAACGACUACAACUACUGGAGCUCAACUAUACUACCAAACUUCCGCCGUUAACCCGAAUGCCACUCCAACACCUCUUCUCUAUGUCACCAAUCUUGGCGACUCGCAAAUCUUAGUUGUUAGACCACGAGAUUCCAAAAAGAUAUACAAAACUACGGAACAAUGGCAUUGGUUCGAUUGUCCCAGACAGCUAGGGACGAACAGUCCAGACACUCCUCGAGAGAACGCAGUCAUGGACAAGGUCGAGAUAGAGGAGAAUGACGUAGUACUCGCCAUGUCUGACGGAGUUAUUGACAAUCUAUGGGAGCAUGAAAUCGUCCAGAGUGUGGUAAAUAGCAUACGGAAAUGGGAGAAUGGCCAGGGGGGAGAGGGCACUGGGGACAGGAAAGGCGGAGCUGCUGGAGGGAUGAAGUUUGUAGCUGAAGAGCUGGUGAAGGCUGCAAAAGAUAUUGCUACGGACCCGUUUGCAGAGAGUCCUUUUAUGGAGCAUGCGGUCGAGGAGGGGUUGGCCAUGGAAGGAGGCAAGCUAGACGAUAUCAGCGUGGUCGCAGCUUUGUGCAGACGCAGCAAGGGUUGA